UCUACAGCAAUGUGGAAGAAGCACCCAAAAUGCAUCUUGUUCAUGCAUACGCAGAAUGAAGAGUUGGAGGCUCUGUUUAGCCACACCAUGUUUCCAGAUAAAAAUCUCCAGAAGGAACUUGCUUUGAAACUCAACCUACCAGAGUCAACAAUAAAGAUCUACCAAUCUCCCCUCUUUUCCCAGACUUGGUUCAGGAACCAGCGAGUCAAAUUGCGGAAGCAGCAGAAGCAGCGGCAGCAGCAGUGGCAGCAGCAGCGGCAACAGCUAUCACUGAAGCAACCAAACCAGAUUCUUCCAGCCCAGAAUGUGCCCAUCUCACCCACAAUAUCAACCAGUCUAUAUUCUUUUUUCCCUAUAGUUUCAGAUUUCUAUAGCUCCCUUCCACCUCAGCCCUUAGGCCCUCCCAACUGGGCGUGGGACUCUAUCACUACUGAGAGUCCCACAAGUGAUGUCCAAAUGCAAGGUCCUCAGCUGGAGAGGCUAGUGGCCUCAGUUCCUACUUUGUAUUCUGAUGCCUAUGACAUAACCCAAAUCAUGGAACGGUACAGUUUACCUGAUGAGGAUGAGGUAUCCCACUCUUUCUACAGUCUAUAUCAGUAUCUCUCACCCACAGCACAGCUAAAAGAACAAGGUUCUUUUAGCAUCUUUGCUAGUCCAACUAUAGGUCGAUCUCCUGGUAAAUCUCAUCGUAUGACAAGCUGAGGCCUUGCAGCCUAUAGUCUAAGAGACAGCCUGGAAUUCCAGAACCUCUCCAAUAUGAUGGGCUUUGGAUUCCCCUGA
Molecule: messenger RNA, 780 nt
Organism: Pteropus alecto (black flying fox)
Lineage: Eukaryota; Metazoa; Chordata; Mammalia; Chiroptera; Pteropodidae
Gene: ARGFX
Product: arginine-fifty homeobox
Biological process (GO): regulation of transcription by RNA polymerase II
Cellular component (GO): nucleus
Molecular function (GO): RNA polymerase II cis-regulatory region sequence-specific DNA binding; DNA-binding transcription factor activity, RNA polymerase II-specific
Source: RefSeq, a predicted model, not a curated record